Pomacea canaliculata is the source of this 2525-nucleotide messenger RNA. RefSeq names its product transmembrane protein 26-like. The transcript has 7 exons. The record is from RefSeq and is a predicted model, not a curated record. Lineage: Eukaryota; Metazoa; Mollusca; Gastropoda; Architaenioglossa; Ampullariidae. Bases 437 to 1756 code for a protein of 439 amino acids.
UCUCCCUGCCUUCGGUUACCUCUCUUGUCAAAAUGGUUGCCAGGAGCAAAGCCACUGCAAAUGGAGGUUUAAAUUCCUACGUCCACGACAAGCCGCAAGCAAACUUUUAAGAUCCUUUGGUCAAGCUUGAAAAGGAGCAUACUGGACUUCACAACACCGUAAUAUUCUGGAAAAUAUGAACUUUUUGGUCAUAAUCCGCUCCGUAUCGGCAAGAAUGUUGUUUACUGGUCAUGCACUGGCCGUGUUACUGGAAACAAAACACGCCGUGCCGGUCUCCUGGUUCCCUUAUCUGUUCUUAACACUCAGCGGCAUCUUGCUGGAAGGUAUCUUCUCCUGCUUCAAGAGUGACUUCGACCUUGCGUGGUAAGCCAUCAGCCAAGCUGACCUGGGGUUGCUGGUGCCGUCUAGGAUUUGCCCUGCCGUGUUUUUCUACCUUAUGAGCGUAUUGCCCCCCAUUUGGAUCCGAUCUCUUUACAUAGAAGAGCACUUCCUGGCUUACGAGAGGGCGUACAAAGAAAACUCCACCUGUACUUUCCCAUAUGGCUUGCAAAACAACAAGUUUUUUCUCUACGAGCAGUGGUUUCCGGUUAAGGCGGAGCAGGAGGCCACGUCUUUCCAGAGUCUGAUCGUGACGCAACAGUUCAUGCUGGGACUGCUGAUCGUGGGUCGCUGGAUGCUGCCCAAGGGCCGAAUGUCCAGCGAUGAGCUGUCACAGCUGCUACUCAUCCAGGUGGGCAUCGCCGCCGACAUCGCCGACUUCUACGACGCUCUCGACGACGAUGACGUGCGCUGCGACCGCAAGAUGGCGCUAUUUAUGCUGGGUGUGUGGAGCUACUCCCUCAUGCAGUUCACGCUGGUCUCCACCGGCGGCAACUACGAUGACGACGAUGGUCUCAGCCUCCUGAGGAAGUUUGCCGAGCGACAGAAGGCUAGCGAGCGCUGGAUCUGCCUGCACCCAGUAGUAUACAGCAACCUGGUCUUAAUCCUGAUGCAGGACGUGCCCUUCUUCGUCGUUCGAAUGAUGCUCAUCGGCCGAACUGUCGAAUACGCCGACACCAACGUAUUCUUCGCCUUUAAGAACAGCAUGGUCAUCAUCCUGGGCAUCUACCGCUUGAUGGUCCUCAACAGGGACAUCAACGAGAUUCGCAAUCGUCAGUUGACUUUCGACGACUCUUACACACUAUUUAACAGUUUUAAAAAUCGCAAUAUCAGUCUGUCGACGUCAUAUUCUUCUUCUUCUGAUGAUGAUGAGGAGAAGGAUGAUGAUGAAGAUGGUGAUGAUGCCCCCAGAAGGCAAGAGGACUUAGAGCUUGGCAUGUUGUUGACUACCGUUGCUCCAAGUACGUCCAACCAGCUCAGCGACACGUUCUUGAGACACAAGACUUCCUCGCUGACGGACGUUGAGAUGCAGCUUCAGGGAGCCCAGGUGUCAGCCCCAGGACAGGCGGAGAGGCAUCGAAGAAAGGGUAUCAUGUUACCGAGAAAGGACUCUCCGCAGUUGUACUCAGGUGAAAGGAAAGAGAGUGCUAGCUCAACGGGGAAGAUCGAUGACCGCCGUAAGAGUAAAAUAGAUGAGGACGGCCGGAGGAAGCGCUCGCCACCCCGGGUGACGUGGAGCGACAGUUCCGAGAUCAUAUGCUUCGACAGCCGAGGUCAGGCUCAUCGAACCUCCUCGCCUCUGGAGUCGAAAAUAUCUUUUAUGUCAGCCUUUGGUCCGGAACGGGACACCGACAACACCAUCGCCAAAGACGGAUAACGGGUCUCUGAACCGUUUCCGUUGUUAUGACAUAGGUCAGACGCUGCUAGUUGUUGUGUUACUGUAGAUACCAAGCCAUGGUCAGACGUGCUAGUUACUGUUACUAUAGAUACCAAGCACUGGUCAGACAUCACUGAUUGCCGUGUUACAAUCAAUAUAAAGUACUUAGAUUUUACCAGCUGCUGUUACAGUAUAUACCAAGUAUCUGUCACGGAUCACUAGUUGCUACUACAAUAGAUACCAAGUUUUUAGAGAUCCCUAUUUGUACAUUCUAACAUGUAGCUGUCGGACGUCCCUAGGUGCUGUUCAAAUUGAUACCAAACAGAAGUCAGUGUCGAUGCUUGGAAAAGACAGGUCGUUCCCAGAUGAAUUGAGGGCAAGACCUGUACACCAUAUCACAAAGCACACAUCAUGACCUCCUCGCCACAGGUAGAGCCCAUAUUAACCUUCACUGUAGCUUCGACAUUUGCCCACAUUGCCGAAUUGGUGUAGUCAUGGUAGAUAAAGAUUGUCCAGUGACCUUAGUCAAGAAGAAUUAGUAUCCUCUAGGUAGGUUAAGCUAUUAUGUUGUAGGCUACUGUAUUGUAUCGUGGACGCUAUUAUGCGAAGAGCAAAUGAACGAAUGCGAUCUGUAUGGUAAAGAGGCAAUGUUCAGAUUUUUAUUUUUGCUUGGAUUGUGUUUGCAGUUGUAGCUGGGAGUCUAUCUUUGAAACGAUUUUCAGUUCAUUUCAUUAUUUGAAAAAUAAAGGAAAAUUGAAUGUAAGAAAAA